ACAAAACAAAAAUAACAAUUUUAUUCUACAAAUUCAUCUGUCCCUUGUCAUACUGCUGCGCUAUUUUCAUUAUGUUAUCAACUAUCCAAAUGUUGCUAAAUUUGGAUCUACUAUGUAAUCUUACUUAUCUGUAAUGCUAACAGUCAUGGGGAGUGAAACAGGGGAGUGAAAACAGAGAGGACCGAUAAAGGAGAGCUGUUAUAAGACGUGUCAGUUGUAUUUAGCCUGUUGCAUUAUGGAGGUUUCUCUCAUUCUGUGUGUCCUCACUGGCAUGUUCUUGCGUCCAACAGAUGGACAUGUGGUGGCUAAUUUCUGGGAUUCACCUGAUUGCGUCAAGUUCUUCUACAAGGAAAAAGUUCCAGAGUUGGGAGCUUCCCAGCCGAAUGUUGUCUGUUUAUGUCAGCGCUUUCUAAACACAUAUCACUUCGCCACACUGUACGACACAUACCACCGCACAGCUGUCUAUUCUGCAUACAUCUUUCAGACAAGUAAUGGUGGAGGCAGAGAGUCACGCUGGUUUGUGGAGCCUCAGUUGGUGAAUCCCACAUGGUCCAGUGAAAUGGAAGAUGGCUAUAAGCUGUCACAGCAGAACCCAAACAUCUACCUGGGAGAGAGACAGGCUUUAAAUGAAGACUACACAAACUCGGGAUUUGACCGUGGUCACCUAAAUCCCAACGGACAUCAUGCAGUUCCAAGUCGUAAUGCCACCUUUACCCUGACCAACGUGGUGCCUCAAAACCCAACACUGAACCAGAACGCUUGGAACAAACAUGAGUCCAAACUGACCAGCUUGUUUAAUGCAAACUGUCAUCAGGCUUAUGUGCUGGUUGGUGCCAUCCCUUCUUCUAACAACUGGAUCGUCAAAAACAAUGUCAAAAGGGUGAACAUCCCAGAGUACAUCUGGAACGCUUACUGCUGCGUCGAUCAAAAUGGCCGCCCCAUUCAAAGCGGUGCUGCGACUGCGCUCAACACAGAGCUGAAUGUUGUUGUGGAACGCAGCCUAGAUGAGAUGGUCAACUUCCUUCAGCAGUUCUCUGAUGCACCAGUGGAGGAGCUGUUCAGCGGCCAAUGCAGAGCUUAGAUCAACACAUUCAAAUAAACUUAUAAUGAGGCAAUAAGGCUGUAUUUUCAAAUCACAUAAACAUUAUGCAUCAUUAUGUGUCUUUUAAAAUAAUAUAUAUGAUUUAUUCUCUUGGAUAAGAAAGGGAAAUACACCAAUACAAAAUGCCAUGCCUUACAGACAUUUUUUUUAACUAUAGAAAAUACAUGUAGUUUUUAGUAUUUAUGUAUAUUUUGUGUUUUUAACAUGUUCAGGUUAUACUGUACUUAACCUUAACCCACUUACCCUAUAGCCACAUUUGAUUAAAAAUAAGAAUAUUCAGAAAAUUUUAAAUCAUAUUUAUAAAUUUGUGCAUCACACUGAUAUGAAUCAAUUGCUCAUGAAUACAAUAAUGUCCAUGAAACUCCAGAUAAGCAUUUAUAAUCUUUUAUACUUCAUCUUACCCCUCAAUUACAUUAAAGGAAUCAUGACAUGAGAAAUCAAAUUC
Molecule: messenger RNA, 1547 nt
Organism: Megalobrama amblycephala (Wuchang bream)
Lineage: Eukaryota; Metazoa; Chordata; Actinopteri; Cypriniformes; Xenocyprididae
Product: endonuclease domain-containing 1 protein-like
Exons: 3
Coding region: 236-1081 (281 amino acids)
Molecular function (GO): nucleic acid binding; hydrolase activity; metal ion binding
Source: RefSeq, a predicted model, not a curated record